Molecule: messenger RNA, 2196 nt
Organism: Xylaria bambusicola
Lineage: Eukaryota; Fungi; Ascomycota; Sordariomycetes; Xylariales; Xylariaceae
Product: iron reductase domain protein
Exons: 4
Coding region: 430-1626 (398 amino acids)
Source: RefSeq, a predicted model, not a curated record
GGAAAAAAAGAAAAUUUCGAAACCAAUCCAAUUGAGACGUGGAAACCAUUAUCAGGUGACAAGAAAGAAGUGCCCAGGUAUAUACAUAUUCAUAUACUUGCAAACAUCGUAGGCGUCACACAUUAGCUGCGUCUGGAUCAUCAUCAACCCACCACAAGAGACGCGGGCUGUAGCAGCAUACGCAAUCCUCGCCAGUCACUGUGGCUUAUAGCUGAGCUUCGGCACUACGUGCAGAAAAAGAGGCUUGCUUGGCACUUGACAUAAGAGGUGGAAUACAUAAGCCACCAAACCCACGACAGAGGUUCAAAAGGGCAACGCGCGUCAUCACCACGAUUCAACUCUAUUUCAUCUCUUAGAGGGGCCCUUCUGAGAACAAAAAAGAAAAGAAAAGAAGGGAAAUAGAUAUCUAGAGGCGACAACAUACACAAAAUGAUGCAGCAAUUGUUCACGACAGCGGCCUUGUCCGCUUUGACAUAUGGCGCCUUUGGUACUGCAGCGACAGUGUCGCGCUGUCCAACGAGCAACGUAUGCUACCAGGUCGGUGUGCCCGAGGCUUCGGCCUCGUCUGCCCAGGGCAACAUCUAUAUGCAACUACGAGCGCCGACGACCUAUAGCUGGGUGGCUCUCGGAACCGGGCAACAAAUGAGGGGAGCCAACAUCUUCGUCAUGUAUGCAAACGGUGAUGGCAACGUGACGGUAUCUCCACGAUACGGUACCGGCCACUCACCACCGCAACCUCAAAGCGACACGCAUAUUAAGCUACUGGCUGGUAGUGGUAUCGUCGAUAACGGACAAACUAUGGUAGCCAACAUCCAAUGCAGCAACUGCGAGAGCUGGAACGGUGGCAGUGGUUCCCUGGACCUGACGGACACCAGUGCCAACUUCAUCGCUGCGUGGAAAGGGGGUAAUGCGCUCAACAGCAACAGCUUGGAUGCUAGCAUCAGCAUCCACGACUCAAAUUCUCAGUUCACCUUCGAUCUGACUCAAGCUACUAUCGCUAGCGACGGGAAUCCAUUCGUAAACGCUGGCGAAGGCACUACGCCGCCAAGCGGCAAUACUGGCUCCGGGGAUGGCAGUUCAUCGGUUAGCGAAAUUCCUAAACUUGCUUCGGCCCACGGAAUCAUAAUGAGCAUCGUCAUGGUCGUCCUAUACCCCAUCGGCUCUGUCCUGAUGCCUCUGUUUGGCAGUUGGAUGCUGCACGGAGUGUGGCAGAUUGGCUCGUUCCUAGUCAUGUGGGCAGGUUUUGCCGUCGGUGUCAUUCUCGCCCAGCGCACUGGAAUUGAAUUCGGCUCGACGCACACUCUUCUCGGCACCGUUGUCGUUGCGCUCUUCGGUGUCCAGCCAAUUGGAGGUUAUCUCCAUCAUCUUCAUUACGUCAAGCACCAGAAGCGUGGUCUAGUUUCGCAUGGGCACAUUUGGUAUGGUCGCGUCCUGCUCGUUUUGGGUAUUGUCAAUGGCGGUCUCGGCCUUGAGCUUGCCUCCGCCGACCGGUCCUUAGUCAUCGCAUACUCCGUUGUUGCUGCUGUGCUUUUCGCAGUCUACGUCGGAGGCGCUAUCUUCGGCGAAGUCAAGCGAGCCCGUACUAGAGGGCUUGCAGACCGGGCCCGAAAGAAUAGCAGCGAGUAAACAGAUACAGGGUUUAAAAGUGUUAUAGAUGGGUACCUAGACUGGUUGGGAUGAGGGAGAGCGGGAUAUAAUGGGUAUACGCUUUUCAGGUCGCAAGAAUUCUGUAGACAUUGUAAUGUUCGAUAUGAAAUGGCUUUGUUGGGCGAGCCGGUACUGGUAUACCCUCAUUUUUCUCUUGUUAGAUGUUAUGGCUCAGGCAAAGGCUAGCUUACGAUCGCUUGAACCCCUUGGCGUUUCUCUGUUGUCAAUUACUUGAAUUGAAAAUUUAGGUAAAAGUACCUCAACUCCUACUCCCUAAAUCAAUUGGUUGCUUCACGAAUUUCCGUCUGACCAAGUACAUCGCGCUUGGUGAUGCAGCCUCGUGUAAUUACCAGGCCCAUAGCUAUAGGCAGCACAGGGCAUUAGACCACCUGAUAGAGAGAUUGCCCAUAUUUGUGACGACUAUAGGUAACCGCUGAACUUGAACAUCAAUUGAUAGAGCUUGGGUGAGGCUUUUCAGGUGCUUUCUAUAUGGGUAGGUUUUGAUAGCAAGCACUCUUGGAGUCGUCAACUAGGUAACCUAGCCUGUUC